AUGGACGCCUUCACUAACUUUAUGGAUUUAUUGGGUGACUUAAGAGAACAACCCCUCAACAUGAAAGAACUUAAGAAUGAAUUCAAAUUGCCUAAGAAGAAUUUCCCUAAAAUCUCAAAGAUGAUUCAUUAUUUCAAGACUGAAUUUUCAACCCGCACAAGAAACGAAAGCAGAACCAAGUGGCACAAUUAUGACAAGCAACUCCUUUUCUGGGUAGUUUGCAAAUACUGUCAAAUAAAUUAAAAAUACAUUGUUGCUUCUCUUUCCAAGAAAGGUCAAAAAUCUAUGGAUGACAAUGACUGGGUUCACAUCUCUGCCAUUUUAGGAGUUGAAACUAAAAUCUUGAAAAACAAAUGGUUAGUUAUGGUCAAACCUCAAGUUAAAAAUGCUCCUUGGACUCAAGAAGAAGACUCUAUUUUGAAGAGUUUAAUAGAUCCUUCUGAAAAGAACCACAACUGGACUCAAGUUGCCACCAGAUUGGCUGAGCUCACUCAAAACAGUUCCUUCAGAAACGCUAAGCAAAUAAGAGAAAGAUGGAACAACUACCUCAAUCCCACUCUUAAAAAAUCUGAAUGGGAAGAAAGCGAAGACAUUCUCCUUCUUGAGAGCGUUCUCUCUUAAGGCAAAAAGUGGUCUCAAAUUUCAUAAAUUAUGGGAUGCCGUACUGAAUCAUAAGUUAAAAAUAGAUACAAUUCCAUCUCUAACCGUCUCAAAAAGACCUAUGGUGAAUAAUACCCUGAAGAAACUCUUAUUUAAAUGGAAAUCAGCUAAUUAAAGGGAUAUAAUUCUGGUAGCUAAUCAACCAACUUCGCCUCUCAUAAGAUGAUUGUUCCUUCUUCUAACAUUAGAAUCAAGAAAGAAAUGGUUUCUCCCUUAAUGUCAGCUGUCCAUUCUAAUGACAUGCUUGCCAAGAAGAAUAACAGUUUGAACUCUUCUGAUACCUUAUAAGUAAAUUUAAGAAGACACAAGUCAUCUGCUGAUAGCAUUAUUACUGAACAAAAUCACUAAUCUCCUGCUUACUCUUCUUCCUCCCCUUAACUUUCUGAAACUUCUUACUAAUAGGAUGCUACUUCAAUUAUUCAAUUAGAUAUGAAUACAGUUGCCAAGUAAGAAAUGGUUAACUCAAAUCAAGUUUUAUCACAGUAAUCUUCUUCCACUGUCGCCACUCCUUAACAUUCUCACCAUUUCUAAAUUCCCCAACUCCCAGCCUUUAUUUCUCAUCCUUAAGCAUACAAAAAUACAUUAAAUUAAGAAAUGUAGCCUGUUUUCCACUAAAAUGUUUAAGAAAUCCCUGAAUUCAAUGCUUAAAAUCAUCUCUAAUUCUAAGAACCUGUUCAACCUUAAUACAUCACCUUAAAUUACUAACAAUACUAAGCUGUUCACGGUCAAGAAACCUAACAAUAGCAAUAAUAGUAAAAUUCUACUUAAUAACACUAGACUCAAUAACCAACUCUCCCUCCUUCUAUUAGCUACUUCUAUGACAACUACUUCCAAGUCAAUACUCCUACUCCUGCUAACCAAAGCAAUAAUGGCACUGGAAAUCUCUACGUAGAAGAUUGGGGAUUCACUCAAAUGCACUAAACAUACAAUGCUCCCACUCCUAACAAUCACUAAGCUCACCCUUACUAUAACAAUACUAACACUACUACUAACUAAUACGCUACUUCUGGAGCUGGUAACCUUGACUUUAACACUGCCUUCCAUGGUUUGGAGCAAAAUGAAUUCUUUGCCAGAAGAAAUAGCGCUUUAAUGAACGACUCAUAAAGACACUAAAACUACUAACCUACUCCCCACCACCAAACUAAUAACUUUUUCACAAUUCCUACUACCCCUUAAAACUAAGCCAACGCAGCUCAAUCAUUCUACUAUGAGGAACAAUACUGA
Tetrahymena thermophila SB210 is the source of this 1884-nucleotide messenger RNA. Its product is annotated as Myb-like DNA-binding domain protein. Gene Ontology annotation, molecular function: DNA-binding transcription factor activity, RNA polymerase II-specific; RNA polymerase II cis-regulatory region sequence-specific DNA binding. NCBI's taxonomy places the organism in Eukaryota, Ciliophora, Oligohymenophorea, Hymenostomatida, Tetrahymenidae. Gene Ontology annotation, biological process: regulation of DNA-templated transcription. Gene Ontology annotation, cellular component: nucleus. The transcript has 6 exons. The record is from RefSeq and is a predicted model, not a curated record.